Molecule: messenger RNA, 3568 nt
Organism: Girardinichthys multiradiatus
Lineage: Eukaryota; Metazoa; Chordata; Actinopteri; Cyprinodontiformes; Goodeidae
Gene: tox
Product: thymocyte selection-associated high mobility group box
Exons: 10
Coding region: 401-2236 (611 amino acids)
Biological process (GO): regulation of transcription by RNA polymerase II; leukocyte differentiation
Cellular component (GO): nucleus
Molecular function (GO): chromatin DNA binding
Source: RefSeq, a predicted model, not a curated record
GCAGCAGCAGAGGAGCAUAGACCAACACAGUCCCAACCAGGGACAGACAGGUUCAGCGACGUCCCCUGUCCCCACCGCACACCGCAGCAGGACCCGGACCCUGACAAAAGGAGGGAAAACUCUGCUCCGUUUUAUUUCAAGCUUUGCUCCAACGACAGAAGCUCUUUCACCAGGAACUUUGGUCCUCUGAGCUGCAGUCGCAGGAGCAUGAGACCGUGUAGAGAACCGCAUCCAUCUAAACUUUAGAAGUCUCUUUUAUUUUUCGGACUAGAACCUGAAAACUAAACUCCAAAUACGUGUUUAAUGGACAAAAAUCCUUUCGGUUUCUUUAAGUUUUAUUAGUUACUGGUAAUAAAAGUGGAAGAGCGGAUUAGAAGGAGACGUGGAUGUAUUUUUAGCCAUGGAUGUAACAGUUUACCCGCCUCCUCCUCAGCCUCUGUCCGCUUCAGACCGCACUAGGCUGGGCCAGCGCUCCUACCCUGACCCGGCUUUUGGGACCAACAAGCUGGACGGGGACACCAUGUUCCUGGGUAUGCCAGAAGCAGGCCUUGACUUCUCCUCUGCCAAUCAGUUUCGUGUGCCGCAGCCCCCUCACCCGCUCGGCAAGGUGACGCCACCGAACCCGGCGUCGCAGCAGUGGAGGAGGGACCCACACAUGGCCGACAGUCACCGUCUGCCCUGGUCCUAUUCGAUGAACGGUUUCAGUGAUGAGGAUUUCAACAUCCCGCCCAUCACUCCCCCAACUUUACCAGACCACAUACUGCCCCCUCACCUUCCCCAUGAUGCUUCCCCAAGACCGUACCAGCCUAUGGAGCCCCUGCCCAGCUUAGCUGCACACCAUCCCUACCAGCUGCAGGGCAUGGACCUUCCCGGCAUUCCCGUCAGCCAAGACGGAGCUGCUGGGCUGAACCAAGAUGGCGAGACGUUUAGUCCGGACGGCGGACCUAUGACCAGUACUCUUUCUGUGAUGCAGCAGAUGGUGAACUCAGACUCUCGAUUUACCAGCAGCCAGCAGCCAAUCAAAGCGGCACUUGGACCCAGGAGCCAAUCGAGCCUGAACCAACAAAACCAGCUGUCCACAAUCAACCAAUCCCAGCUGGGGCUGAAUGGGAACCCUGCUACCUACAAUUCCCCUUCUCCUCCUGGAAGUAAAUCUACAACACCAUCCCCUCCCAGUUCAGCCCAUGAGGAUGACAACGAUGAUGGAGUCAGGUCUAUCUCUGUUGCGACUUCGCAGGGAGAAAAGCGGCCGGCUGCAGCGGAUAUCUCAAAGAAGCCCAAAACGCCAAAGAAGAAGAAGCGAAAGGACCCCAACGAGCCAGUGAAGCCAGUGUCAGCCUACGCCUUGUUCUUCAGGGACACCCAGGCCAACAUCAAGGCUCAGAACCCCAAUGCAACCUUCGGAGAGGUGUCAAAGAUUGUGGCCUCCAUGUGGGACGGCCUGGGAGAGGAACAGAAACAGGUGUACAAGAAGAGAACAGAAACGGCUAAGAAGGAGUAUCUGAAACAACUGGCUGCCUACAGAGCCAGUCUGGUCUCACAGAGUUACAGUGACCCAUCCGAGAUGAAAGCCCCUCACUCUGCCUCCAACUCUUCCCCCUCUCCUACCUCAAUGUUCACACCCAAACCCUCUGUUUAUUCUGGUCUCCCAGGUCAGCACUCUUCCCCCAGCUCAAUCACCCACCCUCACUCUCUCCCUGCCCACCAGCACCCAGGCAUGUACAUGCCGUACCCGCACCCUUCACACCCUUCCCACUCCUCAAGCCCCGGCCUCGGCCAGCACAUACCCCCUCAUCACCAUCAGAUCCAUCCCCAGCUUCAGGCUCUGUCCUCUAGGGGGACAGUGCCACGGGCCAGCGUCCCCCACCAGGGAGCCCUGUCCCUCAACAAUGUGGCGGCGGCAUCCACCCCUCCUCUCCAGGUCAGCCCUCCUCUCCACAGUCAGGCACAUCUGGGAGGGCUGCAUAGCCCGCACCAUCAGCACCAGCAUCUCAGUGGGCACUCGCUGGGAAUGACACACUCCCCUGCCAUCACACAGGGCUACCAUCCUUCUCUCCAGUCUGACUACCAGUCAAUGGGAGGAGGUAUGCUGAAUAGUGGAGCAGUAAUGUCUUCAUCGAUGGAAUACCACCAGCUCGGCCGUCAUACACCGAACCACCACCCUUCCUUGGACUGGACCACUGAAUACCAUGGCAAUGGAGGUCUUCAGAGAGACAAACCUUUGUAUCUGAGCUAAUCUCAGGACAGAAUGGCACCAGAUAUGGGCCCUUCUACUGCCACAACGGCACCUCCAACAUUGAGUCGGCCUGGUACCGACUUAAACCCAAUGAAAUCUCCUACCACAAAUGGACUCGCAGUGGACUUCAAAGGGUGAACUAAAACGUAAAUUCAGCACUUAAAAAGCAAAACUCCAAGCAGAAGAAAAUCGAAUGAGCUUGUAAAAAUUACUACUAUCUCUUUAAAAUAUAACAGUUUUUGCAAAGUGAGAAACAACUGUUAGGGUAUAUCACUCAUUGCUUAAUUUUUCCCAUUUCUGCUGAAAAUAAGUAUAUGAAUGGAAAGCAGUGGAUAGAUCCUGUUCUGUGAACCAUGCUGUCUGGUGUAAAUACUCCCAACAUUUGAAUAUUUUCUGUCUUCACAGGCGUUUUUCAUACCUAGUUUCUUGUUUUUACUGAGGAUGGUGUUUAUAAUCAGCACCAGCAGGUUCUGUAAAUCAUCUGUAAAUUGCUGUAACAUAAUUGGUUAAAUGGACAAUUGAAAGCCAGCCUGUGUUUCCCUACAUUCAAAGCCAAAAGAGCACAGCAUUAAAAACUUGAUGAUAUAUACCAAAUAUUACUCCAGUUGUGUUUCCCCUACUGACUCGUUAAAUGAUGAUUCAAAGCAGUGUGGACUGAACUCUCCUGUGCUUAGGGUAAUCUGAGAAGGGAACACGUUAAAUACAGACCCCAUUUUUGUUGCUUUAUUAAGGAUAAAUAGGAGAAAACCCCCUUAAACCUUUGUUUGCUUGUUUAUCCAGGCUCUAAAUGUGAAUAAAUGUUUAAGAUUAAAUAACUUUCAUUGUCCUCUUAAAGAAAUCUAAAGUAUUUUAGUCCCUAAAAUGAUAAAAUGUUACACAUUUGUUCGUUCAUAAAAAAGAAGUACUCCUUUGUAAGAUGUCAGGUUCGCUUCCUGGCAUAUGUCUGUUGAUAAUACAGAUUUGGAUCCAAGCAGCGUGUGAGUGUGUGAGGUGUUAAUAAGACCGCAGACUGGCUGACUGGUUUGCAUGGUCUCUUUUAUCAUCUCUAUUUCUCUGAGCUCAGAGACUAUUUAAGAAACUGUAACUGUUGCCGGGUUGGCUGUGUUAUCAUGUUUUUUUUUUUUUUUUUAUCAAACGGAGGUUUGUUUUUGUGUUUAUGAUAUUGGAAAGAGGCAUAUCUGUGUUGCUCUGUAUCUCUUUGUAUUCAUGUGUUUUUUUGGCAGAUGAAAGGACUCUGGGCAUCAACCAUGAAGAUUUUCUUAUUUUUAGAUUCUAAUAAUGUGUUUGAGAAUAAAGUCAGUGCUGCACUGAUGUGCAGUCAUUACUUCAAAA